GAGACGAGGCGGUUGCUGUGGACGCCCAGGAGGAAGGAAGGGGGAGAAAGGGAGAAAGGAAAGAGGCCAUGGAGCCGCCCCUCUUGCAGGCUUUGAUUAAUUACUACUGCCAGGAAGGAUAUUUUCAUCAUGUUCAGACAAUUGCCAGUGAAGGUGUUAAGAAAUUUGGGAACGACCCCAUCUUUGUUUUCUACCGUAUUUACGGGGCCCUGAUGGAAGGACACAUUCAAGAAGCUCUUUUUGACCUUGAAUCUCUUAAAAACAAGCCGGAAGUCUCCCUCUGCACAUUGAUGGCAUUGAUCUAUGCUCAUAAAAAAAGCCCAAAUCCAGAUCAAGACGUUAUCUUGGAAUUAGAUGCCAAACUGAAAGAGCAACGUAAGGCAGCAGGACAGGAAGCUCUGUAUUUUGCUGGCUUGUUCUUAUGGCACAUUGGCCGCCAUGAGAAAGCCCGUGAGUACAUUGACAGAAUGAUCAAGAUCUCCAACGGCAGCAAAGAGGGAUUGAUUUUGAAAGGAUGGAUUGAUGUCACCAGUGGGAAAGAAGCAAACAUUAAGAAAGCUGUGAAAUAUUUUGACGAAGGGCUACAAAAUGGGAAUGAUGUUUUUGGCUUGAUGGGCAAGGCACAGUAUUUUGAAGCGAGACAGAAUUAUUCAGGAGCCUUGGAGAAUGUGAAUCAAAUAAUAGCCAAUUUCCCACACUUCCUACCUGCUUUUGUGAAGAAAAUGAAGCUACAGCUGGCUUUGCAAGACUGGGAACAAGCAACUGAGACUGCACACCGAUUACUGCAAAAGGAUGCUCUUAACUUGGAAGCUAUAAAAAUGGAGGCUAUUCACCAUUUAUGUAGAGAAGGAAAUAUACCUGAGGCUUCCUCAAAGUUGUCGGAUGUGAUUAGUGCGCUGGAUAAACUGGAACCACAUAAUCCUCAGCUCUUCUGUAAAACAGCAUUGGUUUUUAGCAGAACAUGUGGCCGCAAUCCACUCAUCCUUCAGCAAACUCAGACUCUGGUGGAAAGAGCUUUUAGUUUAGCUUCGCACAACGCAGAUAUAGCCACAGAACUGGGCUAUCAGAUGAUUUUGCAAGGGAAAGUAAAGGAAGCUUCCAAAUGGUAUGGGACUGCUAUGGCACUCGACGAGACAAGCGUUCCUGCACUAACCGGUAUUAUCCGAAGCCAGCUAAUGGAAGGGAAGCUAGAUGAAGUAGAGCAGCAGUUGGAGUUCCUGAAUGAAAUCCAGCAGUCUAUUGGGAAAUCAGCAGAGCUGUCUUAUUUGCGUGCAGUCUUGGCCAUGAAGAGACACAAGAGACAGGAGGAAGUUAUUACUUUAUUGAAUGAUGUACUUGAUGCUCAUUUUUCUUCCUUGCGUGGCUUGCCCCUUGGUGUAGAGUAUUUUGAAAAAUUAAAUCCAGAUUUUUUGAUAGAAAUUAUAAAAGAAUAUCUUAAUUUUUGCCCUGCACAGCCUGCAGGUCCAGGACAGCCACCUUCACCACUUCUCAAACCAUGUGCAUCCGUCCUUGAAACUCUGGUAAAAACAGUUCCGGGUCUCCAGCAAGCUACCUAUUUCAUAGCAAAGGUGAAAUAUUUGGCAGGUAACUCUGAAGCAUCCCAAAGUAUCCUGCAGCACUGCAUCGAACAAGAUCCUUCAUACGCAGAUGCUCACCUCCUUAUGGCCCAAGUUCAUUUGUCACAAAACAACUUCAAACUCUGUUCUCAGUCUCUGGAGCUCUGCCUUAGCUACAACUUUGAAGUUAGGGAACAUCCUGUAUACCACUUAAUAAAAGCUCAAGCCCAAAUAAAAAUGGGUGAAAUAGCCGAAGCCAUUAAAACUUUGCAAAUGGCAAUGAAUUUGCCUGGGAUGAGAAACACUGCGUCAUCUUCAAAAUCAAAAUCAAAGAAAAUUGAAAUAGAUGGAAGCAACCGUGUAUCUAUUUACCUCGAACUUGUGGAGGCUCAUCGUUUGAAUGGUGAACAGCACGAAGCCAUUAAAGUCCUCCAGGAUGCUAUCAAUGAAUUUUCUGGCACUCCUGAAGAACUCAGAGUUGUGAUUGCCAAUUCAGAUCUAGCCCUUGCACAAGGAGAUGUGGAGGCAGCACUGACUAUGCUGAGGAACAUCACCCCAGAGCAGACUUAUUAUGUUCAAGCCAAAGAAAAAAUGGCCCAGGUCUAUCUGGAGUACAGGAAAGACAAGAAGCUAUAUGCAAGCUGCUACAGAGAUUUAGUGGAGAAAAUGCCAAGCUCUCACACUUUUCUGCUCCUCGGUGAUGCAUAUAUGAAUAUCCUGGAGCCUGAAGAAGCUAUAGAGGUUUAUGAACAGGCUUUGAAGAAGAAUCCCAAAGAUGGCGCACUGGCUCAUAAAAUUGGAAAUGCUUUAAUAAAGACUCACAACUAUGCAAAGGCAAUCAGCUAUUAUGAAGCCGCUCUGAAAACUGGCCAGCAGAAUUUCCUCUCUUACGACCUGGCUGAGCUGUUGCUGAAGCUGAACCAAUACGAGAAAGCAGAAAAUGUUCUUCGGCAAGUUUUAGAUCAUGAGUCUGCAAAUGAUUUGUCCUCUCUGAUGGAUGAUGUCAGGUACCAGAUUCUUCUUGCAAAAGUCUAUAGCAAAAUGGAGAGGAUAGAAGAUGCUGUUGUUUCUUUACAACAGGCUCGGGAUUCGCAGGCCAAAGUACUGAAAAGGAUUCAGAUAGAGCAGCUGGACGCUGUUCCCGUGCAGAAGCAACUGGCAGCUGAAAUUUGCUCAGAGAUAGCAAAGCAUUCAGCUACCCAACGGAACUAUGAGAAAGCAAUCAAAUUUUACAAAGAAGCUCUUGUUUAUUGUGAGACAGACAACAAGGUAAUGCUGGAACUUGCACGCUUGUACCUUGCAUACGACGAUGUGGAUUCCUGCCAGCGUCAAUGUGCGCUAUUGCUGAAGAAUGAUCCAGAUAAUGCAGCUGCUGCUAUGAUGAUGGCUGACCUUAUGUUCAGGAAACAGGACUAUGAACAAGCAGUAUUUCAUUUCCAACAGCUCUUGGAUCGCAACCCAGACAAUUAUGCAACAUUGUCGCGUUUGAUUGACCUUUUAAGAAGGGCCGGAAAGCUAGAAGAAAUCCCAAGAUUCCUUUCGAUGGCUGAAAAACACUCUCCCAGGACAAAGCUUGAUCCAGGUUUUCACUAUUGCAAAGGACUAUAUCUUUGGUACACUGGAGAACCAAAUGAUGCACUUCGGCAUUUUAACAAAGCAAGGAAGGACAAUGACUGGGGACAGAAUGCUGUUUACAACAUGAUCGAAAUCUGCUUGAACCCAGACAAUGAAACAGUGGGAGGUGAAGUCUUUGAACACCUGGAUACCGACACAGAUGCUUCCAGUGAGAAGCAAGAAUCUGUGCAGCUGGCUGUGAGAACCGCAGAAAAGCUCUUAAAGGAACUGAAGCCCCAGACUGCUCAAGGUCAUGUGCAGCUUCGCAUCAUGGAAAAUUACUGCCUUGUGGCAACAAAACAAAAAUCAAAUGUGGAACGAGCCCUGAAUGCCUUUACAGAGGUUGUUGUUAAUGAGAAGGACCAUGUCCCAGCCCUCUUGGGUAUGGCUAUAGCGUACAUGAUCUUAAAGCAAACUCCGCGGGCCAGGAACCAAUUGAAGCGCAUUGCAAAAAUGAACUGGAACCCCGUUGAUGCAGAAGAGUUUGAGAAAAGCUGGCUCCUGCUUGCUGACAUUUACAUUCAGUCUUCCAAAUACGACAUGGCUGGUGAAUUAUUAAAACGGUGCCUUCGUAAUAACAGGUCCUGUUGUAAGGCUUAUGAAUAUAUGGGAUACAUUAUGGAAAAAGAACAAGCAUAUAAGGACGCAGCAGCAAAUUAUGAGAUGGCCUGGAAGUAUGGAAACCAAACAAAUCCAACUAUAGGUUUCAAACUGGCAUUUAAUUACCUGAAAGCCAAGAGAUACAUUGAUGCAGUCAAUGUUUGCCAUAAGGUUUUAGAAGCACAUCCAAAUUACCCCAAGAUCAGAAAAGAAAUACUCGAUAAGGCACGGGCAUCUUUAAGGACUUAACCAUUGUUGUAUGUGUUUAUCUCCAUUGGAGACAGGGAGAAUUGCAGGAGAUGAAGAGGCAUAAAUGCAUCUGUGUAGUUUGCGGUGCUGUAUGCUCCAUUCGUUACUAUUGGGAAAAAUGCGAAGAGAAACUACUCUUGAGAUCUCUCUCUCCUCUAGUGGAGGAUGGUUUAGGACUUACGGGUCAGUAAAUACAAAUGGUAAUUGGUGUCUGUUACUAUCCACCUGUAGCUAUUGGCUGCAAGCCAAAUAAAUCAGUGCAAAGAAACAAGAGUCAUCAGCAAAGCUUUCUUUGAAGAUCUCUCUGUGGCACGAAAAAAUCUAUAGGAAAAGUCCCUUGCUGUGCUCAUGGUUCCUUUGGCCCACAUAGAGGUGAUUUAUUUGAGGAGAGUCCAUUGUUUUCAUAAUCGGUAUCUUCAAAGGCAGAAAAAAGAGGAGAAAUACUACUAGAAGUUUGUGUCACUGUAUAUUUUUUUAGCAGACUACUUAAUUUUUGAGAAAUGUUUUUCUAGUAACCAUAAUCAUGCAAACUAAAAAACUCAAUAAAUUCUUAUUUUCUCUGGCA
This is a messenger RNA of Anolis sagrei ordinatus, 4584 nucleotides long. RefSeq names its product tetratricopeptide repeat domain 21B (gene TTC21B). NCBI's taxonomy places the organism in Eukaryota, Metazoa, Chordata, Lepidosauria, Squamata, Anolidae. Gene Ontology annotation, molecular function: protein binding. Gene Ontology annotation, biological process: protein localization to cilium; intraciliary retrograde transport. Gene Ontology annotation, cellular component: intraciliary transport particle A. The record is from RefSeq and is a predicted model, not a curated record.